Sodiomyces alkalinus F11 is the source of this 2989-nucleotide messenger RNA. RefSeq lists its product as hypothetical. NCBI's taxonomy places the organism in Eukaryota, Fungi, Ascomycota, Sordariomycetes, Glomerellales, Plectosphaerellaceae. Gene Ontology annotation, molecular function: oxidoreductase activity. The record is from RefSeq and is a predicted model, not a curated record. Bases 287 to 2989 code for a protein of 900 amino acids. The transcript is spliced from 4 exons.
GGCCGGACGCGGUCUACCGGGAGAGAAAUCGUGUUUAUCAUUGGCGUCAUGCCGUCUUGUCGCUUUGUCUUGCUUUCUUUAAAUGUAUUGGGCUUUUUCUUUUCUUCGCAGAGACGUUACAACCCUGGAUUCUGAACUUUCGAGACCCAGGACAGUCCGCCUUGAGAAGUGAAGGAAGAAAGAAUUUGAAAAGGAAGGCAAAGAAAACUGGCGGACUUGAGAACAAUCAACACAAGAAUCCUGUCUUUCGCAAGCCUGCUUUUCCUGAAGCACCCCGACUGGAAUCAUGGGCCAGAAGGAAGCCCGAGGGACCGAGGAUGGCCGUCAUCCUCGCCAAACCCGCGUCGCCAUAGUCGGCACCGGCUUAGCAGGCCUCACCACAGCCUAUCUCCUCCACAAUGACGACCGAAAACGUUAUGCCGUCACCCUUUUUGAACAGUCUGACCGUCUCUCCUUCGACUCGGCAUCCGUCGCCGUACGAAACGAAGAGACCGGCUCAGUCGAGCGCGUCGACCUGCCCAUGCGUGCCUCGGCAGGAGGCUACUACGCCAACCUCUUGCGCAUGUACUCCCACCUCUCCAUCCCCCUACACCCCGUCCGCUUCCUCUUCGUCUUCGCCAAGGCCCUGUCGUCCUCCGCGACCUCACCCCAGCCCUCCUCCCAUCAUCCGGGCUCGAGUGCCGCCAACAACCUAGCAACGAGCGCGCCGGGAACCUACUUCGUCCACGCCUCCAACCUGCACCAAACCCCACCCCCCUGGCCCGGCUCCCGCCCCGUCCUCCUCCACCUCCUCGAGACCCUCUACCUCAUCGUCUGCCAGUUCUGGUUCACCGCGGCCUGCUUCCUCGUGGGCCCGCAGCCCUCCGAGUCCCUGGGCGCCUACCUGUCCCGCGUCUGGCUGCCCCGUCGCUACGUCUCGCACUACCUGCUGCCGCUCAUGAGCAGCGUCUCCACCUGCUCCCACGACGAGAUGCUGGCGUUCCCCGCCAGCGACGUCGUGGCCUACAAGCGCCUCUCGCACGGCCAGCAGCAUUACGCCGUGUGUGGCGGCGUGCGCCAGGUCCAGGCCCGUCUGGUGGCCGGGUUGCGGGACGUGCGGCUCGGUGCGCGCGUGGUGGAGGUGGUGCCGCGUGACGCGGGGAAGAACGGGACGAGAGGCAGUGCGGGGGUGACGGUACGGUGGCGGCCGGCGAACAAGCAGUGGGUUGAAGGGAAAGGGGUAGAAGACGAGACCAAAGAGGAGACGUUCGACCGCGUCGUUUUGGCCGUUUCGCCUGACGUAGCCGCACGCAUUUUCCGUCCUCUGCGAUCUACGCUCGCUCAGCUCCCGACCGUAUGGGUGGAGACUUCCGUGUUGCGGCCAAGCAUCAUCCCCGCCUCCUCCUCCUCCUCCUCCUCCUCAUCAUCAUCAUCAUCAUCAAAACGCGAAGGAACCGGCGGCCCGGAGACCUACUACCGCUUAAUCGACAAAGACAACGACAGCGAGAGUCAACCAGGCGGAGAAGAAGAAGGCUGCAUGCACCACCACCUCGUCGGCGCCGACGCGUCUCCCCCGCCCCAGUCGAUCACUUUUCGCACGCGCUUCUCCGAGGCCGGGUCUCGGUCGGAGGUCCUUCACGUCAUGCCCAGCGGAGUCGUGGUGAGCACGUGCCCCUUCGAUCCCGAUGCCGACCGGAAGAGGACGUUGCAGACGGCGCGGUUCACGCGGACCUUGCGAACGGUCCAGAGCCGGGCCAUCGUGCAGAGGAUGCUGGGUGAGACGGACGGAGUAGCGGCGGAGGGAGGCGCGGCGGGAUGGGUCAGUGGGGAGGACGAUGUUUGGGUGACGGGCGCUUGGUGCUGGGACGGCAUGGUUCUGCUGGAGGGGUGUAUCGUGUCGGCUAUGCGAGUGGCCCGUGAUUUUGCCAUAGGCUUUGUCGGAGGCGCAGCGGCGACAGUUGUUCUCAUUGCCCUCGCCGCCUUCGUUUUCCUACGCACAAGCGACAUCUACGGCCUGGCGCAUUGGAAGCUCAAUAUCCGGACACCACUUCCUUCUAUAUCAUACAGGAAGAAGCAAGACGGCGAACGCAUCAUCCACUUCGACGAGGCAGCCGCCAACCUGCUCAAAGAAGUCGUGAGCACCGCAGGCCUCUUAGACCGCGACGCCGCCGCCCGCCGCUCCAAACGCAAUGAAGCACUCGCUAUCCUGGACCUUGGCUUCGGCUGCGGCGACCAAACCUGGGAACUCGCCCGCAUGGUCCGGUCCGGAGGCUGGCACGACUUCCGCUACGUCGGCCUCACUCUAAACGAGGCCCAGGUGCAGACGGCCUCACGCAAGAUCUGCCGCGAAAUAGCUACCUUGGACACCCAACUCGAACACCCUGACGAGACCACCACGACCGCUACCCCCACCACCCCCACAACUUCGUCCGGCCUGACCCUCCGUGUCGACGCAUUCCACCUCUUCCGCGCCGACGCCGCCCGCCCAACAACCUGGUCCCCUCGCGUCCGGGAAGCAGUCGACUCCCUAUCCGACGACGAAAACGGAAACGACCGCACCACCACCUCCCGGUGGCUCCUCGCCCUCGACUGCCUGUACCACUUCUCGCCCUCGCGCGGCCCCGUCUUCGAAUACGCCGCGCGCCGCCUCCACGCGAACCUCAUGGCCUUCGACCUGCUCCUCAGCGAGACCGCCCCGGCCCGGGACGUCUGGGCCGCCCGCGCCGUCGGCGUCUUCAUGGGCUGCCCGCUGCGCACGUUCGUCACCGAGGCCGAGUACCGCGACCAACUCGUCGCCUGCGGCUACGACGGGGAGUCGGCCACCAUCCGGGACGUCACAGACGACGUGUUCGCCGGGUUGGUGGCUUUCCUGGACCGGCAGGAGCGGGCGUUGGGACAGUACGGUAUUUCGUUGGGCGGGUUCAAGCUAGCUGCGAGAUUGUUCCGCUGGUUUGCCGAGUCGAGGGUUGUUAGAGCCGUUAUAGUCGUAGCUCAUCCCAAGGAGAAAUGA